Ylistrum balloti is the source of this 3118-nucleotide messenger RNA. Its product is annotated as nicotinamide riboside kinase 1-like. Lineage: Eukaryota; Metazoa; Mollusca; Bivalvia; Pectinida; Pectinidae. Bases 2380 to 2964 code for a protein of 194 amino acids. The transcript is spliced from 6 exons. Gene Ontology annotation, cellular component: cytoplasm. The record is from RefSeq and is a predicted model, not a curated record.
UGAAAGUUAUUAACAAUUUUGCAUAUAUAUAUACAUGAACUCUUACUUCUUAGAAUUGCUUAAACAAAUUAACUUUCUUCUUUUUUAAUAGCAAAUGUAUGUAUCCAGACUGAAAACCCUUCUAUCAAUAUCAAAAAUCAACAUUCAAUGAUGUAAUAUAAAGCAUAUAACUCAAAAAUAAAAAUGGUGUAUAUAGUUCCAGUACUCAUAGAUUAUAUCUUGAUAUUGCUCAUUCAGUGAAUAUAUAAAAGCAUUUAAAUUCCACGACAGUAUUUUUUUAUUUACAAUUUAUCUGAGAAGAUGACUCCAUAUAUCAACUGUAGUGGAUCAUGGCUGGGUCAGUCAUCAACAAUUAUAUAGCUGCAUUUAAUGUUGACACCACAUGUCCUUUUGUUUGCAUCAAAUGUUUAUAGAUUUUAAGUCUGCAACUUUUCAUCAUAAAUUGAUUAUUUUGAAGCCUGUGAUUAAAUCUCCUUUCAUCCUGAAGUAUUUCAGAGUUGGAAGUUUCAAUUUCUGAAGUAGAUUGCUGUAUGGAAGACCUAUGAGCAUUUGGAUUAGCUUUCUUGCUCACCGUGGGACAUUUUCAAUUAUUUGAAUGUCUGUUUGUUUGUAUUAGGUUCCAUGCACAUGCUGCAUAUUCCAAAUAUGACAUGAUUUUGUCACUAAUCCUUAAAAUAAGUGUUAACAAUUGUUUUUUCUGUAUAUAUAAUGUGGAUCUUCAGAUGAAGAGGGGACAUGGUAAUGUAUUUUCUGGCAUAUAUGGUGAUGUAAAUAAGUAAGAUAGAGCCUUGUAUACACUUCCUUGGGAGUCCCCACUUUCAAUGCUUCAUGUAAUUUAUCAAUAUCUUUAGAUGUUUGUACUAAGGGCGUUUUCUAUCCAUUUUAUUGUAACUUUUCUAAUUCUGUAUCUGCUAAGUUUAUGAAUGAGGAAACAUUCAGUUCUUUAUCAAACAUCUAAAUUAAGUAGAAAGACAUUUACUUCCUCUCCUGCAUCCAGUGUUUUUGUCCUUUAAUCCUAAUAUACCUGAAAGUUGUAGAUCUUUCAGAUAAACAGUCACAGCUGAAUCUCUUACUGCUGAAUAAAUCAUUUACCUGCUUGUUGGAUCCUUUUCAAGCAUAUAUGCAAACAUUAAAUAAAAAAUGAUAAGCAUUCAGUAAUUUUUCGAAACCCCUGCAUUAAUAGUAUGCAAAAUAAGAAAAAAAAUGACAAAAAUUCCUGCUUUACCAUAUUUAUUUACUUUUAAGUUCAAGAUUUACCCUGUGUUUAAACAUAUAUUUCUUGUCAUAAGACUCAAGGAAAAAUGUUUAGUUUUAAUGUGUAUUCUAAUCUAUGACUGACAUGCCAAAAUAAAAGAUCAAGACUUUCUUUUUUUCUUCCAGUAUAACUUCCUACAUGUUCAUGCAGCAUUUUUUCCUCUUUUUAGGUUGCCUGAGCCGAAGGCUCAUGGUGACCUAUUGCCAUCAUGAUUUGUCUGUCGUCGUGCGUCGUUAACUUUUCACAUAUUCGACUUCUUUUCAAGAACCACAAACUUGGCACAAAGCAUCCCCAUGGGAAGCCACUUCAAGUUUGCGAAGAAAAAAGGCAUGGACCCAAUAGGGGCCCCAGGAGGGGGUAAAAUUAGGUAAAUCUUUAAAAAAUCUUCUUCUCAUGAACAAACAGUCAGAUUAAAUUCAUAUUUAAUAUUUAGGGUCCUUAUAGCAAGGUCUAUAAAGUUUGCGAAUGAAAAAAGAAUCGGGUCAAAAACGACCCCACUAGGGGGCGCUCAAAAAGGUCAGAAAUUCAACUUUGACCAAUUUCAACCAAAUUUGGUAGACAGCAUCCCUUAGUGAAGGACAUAUGAAAUCAUGUUGAAAAAAGUGAUUAUGUCUUCUUUGGGGCCCAUAAGCGGUGUAAAAGGGGCCAUAUGUAAAAACCUUCAUUGAAUGACUACUUCUCAAGAACCAGUGGAUGGAUUUUGACCAAACUUGGCACAAAGCAUCUCCAUGGGAAGCCGCUUCAAGUUUGCGAAGAAAAAGUGUAUGGCCCCAAUAGGGGCCCCAGGAGGGGGGAAAAGGGGAAACUUGAUACAAAUGCUCUACAGAAGGUCCUGGCAAGUGUUUUAAUUUUUUGGGGCGAUUCAAAAUCCAAGAUGGCCACCUUGGCCUCUGUUUGGCUAAGACAUUAUAGACUUCCUCUCAAGUACCAUUGGGUGGGUCAUGUUCAAAUCUGGUACAGAUGUUUUACACUUGGUCCUACACAAGUGUUGUUACAUUUUUGCAACAUUUUAAAAUCCCCAGAUUAUUGACAUAUAUUCCUCAGGUGACCGUUAAGGCCCCUUGGGCCUCUUGUUUUUUAAGUAAUUGUACUUUUUUAUAACUUCCUUCACAGAGUAUGCAUUAAUGAAUACAUUCAGACUGAUUUUUGCAUGUUCCCUUUUUCUUUGCAGAGCCACUAACAGUGGUAAAUCCACUUUGGUUAAACAGCUUGUCUCUGCUUUGCCCAGUUGCUCUGCUAUCCACCAAGAUGAUUAUUUUCUGGAGCCAGGGGAUAAACGACUGACUUGGAUUCCAGAACUGAAUCAUGAACAUUGGGAUGAAAUGAAAGCUAUUGAGAUGGACAAACUUGUGAGUGAUAUUCAGCAAUGGAUGAAGAAAAUAAGUUCUCAAAGUGAUCACAGCAGUUCUAUCCUCCUAGUGGAUGGUUUUCUUUUGUACAACUACAGGCCACUUAAUGCAGUGUUCAGCAAAAGAUAUUUCCUGGAUGUUAACAAAAGUGUGUGCAGGAGCAGAAGAAGUGAAAGAGAUUAUGAUCCCCCAGAUGUUCCUGGCUAUUUUGAUAAGAUUGUAUGGCCAGCCUACUUGAAUAACUUUGAGGAAAUAAAGGACAUGACUGGUAUCACAUUCCUGGAUGGAACAAUCAAGCAAGAAGACAUUUUUCAAAUUGUUUUAAAAGAUAUUUUGUCAAUUAUUCCAUCAAAUCAUUGAUAGGGUAAUGGGGAAACAAUGAUAAAAUAUGUAUACUUGUAUGUAAUCACAAUUUACAAUUAUGCUAACUGAUGCUUAUGCAGAUGUGACAUACACAUACAUGUAAUGCAGCUGUCUCGUUACAUUGAUGAAUAAAGAAUAAUUUUGUACUUCA